AUGGCCGCGCAGGUGAGCGUGGGACACGGCGGCACGACGGCACGAGGAGGCGGGGAUGAUAAAAAAUGCAGUGUCCUCGCUGAUGGUGCGCCUCCUCCACCUGCCCCGCGCCGCCCCCCCCCCCCCCCCCCCCCCCCCCCCCCCCCCCCCCCCCCCCCGGCUGCGAGUGGCCGCGUCGGCCUCGCCACCCCUCGCCGCCAUGUCGACGGCGGCGCAGCAGGCGGUCGCGGACCAGAAGCGCGCGGUGCGGUCCGACGUGCGCAGGGCGCUCAAGGCCCUCUCCCCCGAUCAGCGCACCAGCGAAGAUCUGGCUAUUCAAAACAAUAUUUUGAACUCUUCUUGGUUCAAAGCAAGCAAACGGUUGUGUGCCUAUAUAAGCUGUGCGCAAUUACGAGAAGUGGAUACAUCAAAAAUAAUAGCAGAAGUUCUAUCCUCAGAUCCUGAACAUGAUGGACAAGCAAAGGAUAUCUAUGUUCCUCGAGUGGAAGAUAAAAACCGCAAUAUGCGGAUGUUCAAAAUCACAACCAUGGAUGAUUUAGUUAAAAAUUCAAUGAACAUUCUGGAACCGUCACCAUUGGAUGCUAGUGGGAAUGCUUGUGAAGAUGUGUUGUCAGCCUCAUCCCCUGUCGAUCUUUUUGUGUUGCCUGGACAAGCUUUUGACAGAACUGGCCGAAGACUAGGACGUGGUGGAGGGUACUAUGACACUUUCUUGAUGAGAUACCAAGAACUUGCUAAAGAGAAAGGGUGGAGUCAGCCUCUUCUAGUUGCACUUUCAUACUCGGUGCAAAUUCUGGAGGAAGGCAUCAUCCCGGUUAACUCAACAGAUGUUCCUAUUGAUGCUCUGGUCACAUCCUCUGGAAUCAUUCCAAUCAGUCCUGCAGCACUGGAGAAGGUGUAAAUGAAGCUGAUUGGUUUCCGCUAUGGCCGUGAGUUCCUGACAGUGGACACUCUUUCCUGAACUCCGAUUACCAGAGCUGGGAAUUGUGUGUUUUGCUCGUGAUUUUGUGUUUCUUUUUCGACCGAGUGAAUUCUUGUUGGACAGUAGCAUAUGUACUCAAAACAUGAGCAAAGUUUGGCUGCCAUUGUAAUGACGCCUUUGUUUGAUCAAACAAUUGACAAACUCGUAUAAUAUUCUGAAAUUGUGUGGUUGCUUCA
This is a messenger RNA of Triticum urartu, 1155 nucleotides long. It is a transcript of the gene 5-FCL, whose product is annotated as 5-formyltetrahydrofolate cycloligase. Gene Ontology annotation, molecular function: 5-formyltetrahydrofolate cyclo-ligase activity. The record is from RefSeq and is a predicted model, not a curated record. Gene Ontology annotation, cellular component: mitochondrion. Gene Ontology annotation, biological process: tetrahydrofolate interconversion; folic acid-containing compound biosynthetic process. NCBI's taxonomy places the organism in Eukaryota, Viridiplantae, Streptophyta, Magnoliopsida, Poales, Poaceae.